This is a messenger RNA of Chaetura pelagica (chimney swift), 1221 nucleotides long. It is a transcript of the gene DCUN1D2, whose product is annotated as DCN1, defective in cullin neddylation 1, domain containing 2. The coding region runs from base 41 to 775 and encodes 244 amino acids. The record is from RefSeq and is a predicted model, not a curated record. Gene Ontology annotation, cellular component: ubiquitin ligase complex. Gene Ontology annotation, biological process: positive regulation of ubiquitin-protein transferase activity; protein neddylation. Gene Ontology annotation, molecular function: cullin family protein binding; ubiquitin-like protein binding; ubiquitin conjugating enzyme binding. The transcript is spliced from 6 exons. Lineage: Eukaryota; Metazoa; Chordata; Aves; Apodiformes; Apodidae.
UAAGCUUAAAUCGUCUCAGAAGGACAAGGUCCGCCAGUUUAUGGCAUUUACCCAGGCUGGUGAAAGGACUGCUAUCUAUUGCUUAAUGCAGAAUGAGUGGAAACUAGAAGUGGCAACAGACAACUACUUCCAGAACCCAGACUUGUACUACAAAGAAUCCAUGAAAAAUUCAGUAGACAGGAAGAAAUUAGAACAACUGUAUAAUCGGUACAAAGACCCACAAGAUGAAAAUAAAAUUGGCAUUGAUGGGAUUCAGCAGUUCUGUGAUGAUUUAAACCUGGACCCAGCCAGUAUCAGUGUUCUGGUUGUAGCAUGGAAGUUCAGGGCAGCUACUCAAUGUGAAUUCAGUAAAAAGGAAUUUGUUGAUGGCAUGACAGACUUGGGGUGUGACACCACAGAAAAACUAAAAGCUCUAUUACCAAGACUGGAACAAGAGCUAAAGGAUCCAACAAAGUUCAAAGAUUUUUAUCAGUUUACUUUUAACUUUGCUAAAAACCCUGGACAAAAAGGUUUAGAUCUAGAAAUGGCAAUUGCAUAUUGGAAUUUAGUUUUGUCAGGAAGGUUUAAAUUUCUUGAUCUUUGGAAUAAAUUUUUGUUGGAACAUCAUAAAAGAUCAAUUCCAAAAGAUACUUGGAAUCUUUUGUUAGACUUUGGAAAUAUGAUUGCAGAUGAUAUGUCCAACUAUGAUGAAGAAGGAGCGUGGCCUGUUCUUAUAGAUGAUUUUGUGGAAUAUGCACGACCAGUAGUCACAGGAGGAAAACAUAAAACUUCCUAACCCCAGACUUGUCAAUUUGGACUAAAGGUGCACUCUGAACUGCAUUAGGUAAUGAAGAUUUGUCGACUGGUAACUGCACAUCGUUGCUGGUUUCAGUGGCUGUGAGGAGUUUCUACAGACAAAACUGAAAUUCUUCCUUUCAGCCUAAAGAAAAUGGUGGCUGACUUGUGGACACUUAAAGAACAAACUCAGUCCAGGCUGUUUAUAGGCUACUGGCUUCAAUUGUUGUACUGAUUGUAUCAUAUAGGAUGUAGAUUUUGCAUGUUUUUAUACUCUGGGGAAGUUUAACUAGAGGCCAUUUUAUUAAAGUUUUGACAGCACAGCAUGCCAUUCAGUUCAUGAUCCAAAGUGAACACCAGCAGUUACAUAAAUAAAACUGUAUUAUAUUGUACUUAUAUUAAAAGCAGUAUUUGUGGUAUAUAAAUUAAAUCCCUAAAUAAAACUUA